This is a messenger RNA of Aspergillus niger, 741 nucleotides long. RefSeq lists its product as uncharacterized. Bases 1 to 741 code for a protein of 246 amino acids. NCBI's taxonomy places the organism in Eukaryota, Fungi, Ascomycota, Eurotiomycetes, Eurotiales, Aspergillaceae. The transcript is spliced from 4 exons. The record is from RefSeq and is a predicted model, not a curated record.
AUGCCUACCACAGUAGCUAUCGCUGGGCUGACGGGAAAAUUUGCGCAGUGUAUAGCCAGCUCGCUGCAGGCGUAUCCUGAUGUAUUUAUUCGAGGCUACUGUCGGAGUCCGCAGAAGCUGCCGCAUUCUCUUCUGCUGGUAAGGAAUAUCAAGGUAAUCAAAGACGAAAUCGAUGACAGGGUUGCCGCGCGUUUGUUUGUUAAGGAAGCUAACGUAGUUAUUUGCUGUUAUUUCGGCAGCUCGGCUGUGAUGGUACAGGGACAGAAGAUUCUGAUAGAUGCUUGUGAAGAAUUAAAUGUCCCUCGGAAAUAUCUAGCCUCGAAAGGAACUGUUGCAGGAGUCCAUAUCCUAACAGGUGGUUUGAUGGAGACCUUCUGGAGCGAGUUCUUUGGAUGUUGGGAUUGCACUAGUCGUUCACUCUCUUUCUGGGGCACAGGUGAGGAGACAUGGGAUUUAAUAAUCUACGAGACCGCAGCUGCUUACACCGCGGCGGUGGCAUUGGACAAAAGUGCAGUUGGAGUUCUGAGAUUCCGGGGUGACUGCAAAACUAUCCUUGAGAUCAAAGACUGCUUUGAGAAAGUCUAUACUGUCCCAUUUAAUCUUCCUGAAGCCCAGUUGGGUGAUAUACUGGAUAAUGAUUGUUACGAGAGUGUACAAGCUACGGACCUGAGAGCAUUUUUCUUAUCUCACGCUGUAGAUGAACUUCAUUGUGCGGAUCAAGAGCUCGGAUAUAGAAAUUAG